Dicrocoelium dendriticum is the source of this 199-nucleotide messenger RNA. The record is from the annotation of a GenBank genome assembly. NCBI's taxonomy places the organism in Eukaryota, Metazoa, Platyhelminthes, Trematoda, Plagiorchiida, Dicrocoeliidae.
AUGUGCAUUCACUCCGUAAUGUUUACGGAUGAGUCCGUUUUCCAUUUGCAUGGAACGGACAAACAACAUUUCUGGGCUAGUUCAAAUCCACGCAGAUACACAGCGUCACGUAUUCAGCAUAGCGCCAAGCUGAUGAUCUGGGCUGGAAUUACCGGUCAGAAAAUCGUUGGACCAUUUUUCUUUUCCAGGAACGUGACCG